UCAUUUAAGGGUACACACUGGAGAAAAGCCUUACAAGUGUGAAAUUUGUUUUAAGCAAUUUAGUGAAGCAAGAAAUUUAAAAAUGCAUUUAAGGUUACACACUGGAGAAAAGCCUUACAAGUGUGAAAUUUGUUACAAGCAAUUUAGUGAAGCAGAGAAUUUAAAAAUGCAUUUAAGGGUACACACUGGAGAAAAGCCUUACAAGUGUGAAAUUUGUUUCAAGCAAUUUAGUGAAGCAGGAAAUUUAAAAAUGCAUUUAAGGGUACACACUGGAGAAAAGCCUUACAAGUGCGAAAUUUGUUUUAAACAAUUUGGUCGAGUUGAGCAUUUGAAAAGGCAUGUAAAGAGGCACACUGGAGAAAAGCCUUACAAGUGCGAAAUUUGUUCUAAGCAAUUUACUCAAGAUGGAAAUUUAAAAAAUCAUUUGUGGGAACACACUGGAGAAAACCAGUAGAACUGUAAAAUUUGUUUUAAGCAGUAUCUUUAGGAAGUUCAUUAACUUACAGUGCAGGAAUUAAUCUUAAGCGAAAACGGGUUUUUAAAAGAAUAGAAAUACCUACAAUUUGUUGGUAACAUAUUAUUUUGAAAAUACAGUAACAAAUACAAAACUAAAAGCUCUGAAUAUCAUUAAACACUGGUAUAUAAUAUCGUCGGUCCGGUGCCAAAAUCACGAAUAUGUAUAAUAUUUGAUGUUUUGAGAAAAAUGCGUUAAACAUUGGGCACAGUGUUUCAAUUUCAAAAGAAAUUUCAAUUUAUGAAACUAACCACUAUUGAAAAUUGACUUUUAUAAAACAUUAAAAUAAUUGAUGGUUGAAAUUUUGGAAAUUUGUAAUGUUUUUUCCACAAAAAUAAUGCACAUUCGUUGUUUUGGCCUUUCAAAAUUUAAGACAAUAUUGUGUUUCCUUAAAACAAAUAAAACGAUAAU
Messenger RNA from Diabrotica virgifera virgifera (western corn rootworm), 925 nucleotides. Its product is annotated as protein krueppel-like. Lineage: Eukaryota; Metazoa; Arthropoda; Insecta; Coleoptera; Chrysomelidae. Gene Ontology annotation, molecular function: DNA-binding transcription factor activity; RNA polymerase II cis-regulatory region sequence-specific DNA binding. Bases 83 to 454 code for a protein of 123 amino acids. The transcript has 2 exons. Gene Ontology annotation, biological process: regulation of transcription by RNA polymerase II. The record is from RefSeq and is a predicted model, not a curated record.